This is a messenger RNA of Phytomonas sp. EM1, 979 nucleotides long. The record is from the annotation of a GenBank genome assembly. NCBI's taxonomy places the organism in Eukaryota, Euglenozoa, Kinetoplastea, Trypanosomatida, Trypanosomatidae.
AAAAAAAAGUUGAUUUCAGUGCUAGGGAGUUAACGAUAUUAACUUUCGAAUUAAAAAGUAUAUUACACAUAUAUAAGUAUUUUCUUUUAAGUACCCAUGAAUUACGAAACCGACUCUGAGAGUGAUAACUAUGACGAAGUGUAUGAUGAUGUCGCUGAUGAUUGGGAAGAGGAAAUAGAGGAGGAAGAGAAACGCAAGAAGUUAGUAGAGGCUACGAAGACGAUACUAACUGAGAAGAGACAAAUCAUACGCGCCCCAACUGUAGCCAAAUUAGAAGAAGAAAAAGAUCUUCCUAACAACAUUCAACUGGAAAUUGAGCGCAUGCAACGAGAGGCAAUGGAUAUGAGUUCAGCGUCUGAACUUUUGUCUGACAAGACCGUGGAUUAUAUCGCAGAUCACCCCGUGAAAACUAAGCAUGAUGCAGAGGAGCUAGGCGCGCUUAUCGCCAAUCAUAUUCUCACGUUCUCUCAUAACGACAACUUCCCCGAAAUGACUCAGAAUGUGUACAAAGCUCUUGUCAAAGAUUUUAUCGACCUUCAAACAGUCAACGAUAAAAUUGCUCAGAUAAAUCUCACACGCGAAGAACUAAGGCGAGCCCAGAAAGGUGUGAAGAAAGCCGUUACAUGAUUCAUAUCAUCAAGUUAUUCACUGCAAAGAGACGCAGAACUUGGUAAAAUAUAAGCCACAGUGGAUAGUAUCACAAAAUGCAAUAGCCUCAGGUGUGGAAAUACCCUCAAGACCAACAAAAAGAUGGGUAAAUAUGUGUAAGGAAUACAUAAUGUGAUCUUGUAGUAAAAUCUCUUGAUAUUGGAAAUUGUUGCAGCCACUGAAUAUGCAUCUUGCAACUAUAUCAACGAUAAAAUUGUUUUAUUAAAAGAUAUUUUUUCUAGUGAUUAUGAAGUGAAAGCAUUUAACGCUAGAUAAUAAAUAAUUAUGGGGUACGUAUAAUGCAUUGCAAGUAGUAGAGAUAUGGCUUCAA